CCACUAAGAAGAGGAAGAAUGGAGAAGCCGCUUAAAGCCAAAAAGGGGAUGUUUGGACUGAAGCUGAAGAAGAAGAAAAAGAAUAAAGCAGAGAAGGGGCUGAUCGUAGCCAACAAGGCUGCGCAAGAUGGUCAAAGUGACACGGAAGCAUCCCAGGAGAGACCUUUUCAGCAGGAGGGACCAGAAGGAGAUCUGAUACACGAGGAUGUGUCCGGCACUCCUGCCUUGUCAGCGCUUCCAAAAAGGAGAUCAAAACUGCAGACUAAGAUCCACGAUGGGGAGGUCAAGUCCCAAACCUAUCAAAUUUCCGUAACCAUCAUUGAGGCCCGCCAGCUGGUGGGUGAGAACAUCGACCCUGUUGUGACCAUCGAGAUCGGGGAUGAGAAGAAGCAAAGCACAGUGAAGGAGGGGACCAACAGCCCCUUUUAUAAUGAAUACUUUGUCUUUGACUUCAUUGGGCCCCAAGUGCAUCUUUUUGACAAGAUCAUCAAAAUCUCAGUCUUCCACCACAAGCUGAUAGGAAGCGUUCUGAUCGGCUCUUUCAAGGUAGACCUGGGGACUGUGUAUAGCCAGCCUGGCCAUCAGUUCUGUGACAAGUGGGCACUGCUCACAGACCCUGGCGACAUCAGGACUGGCACCAAAGGCUACCUGAAGUGUGACAUCAUUGUGACCAGCAAAGGCGACACCCUAAAGAGCAACCCCAAAACCUCCAACGCCGAGGAGCAAAUAGAAAAGAACCUUCUGAUCCCGCAAGGUUUUCCAUCCGAGAGACCGUGGGCCAGAUUCUAUGUGAGACUCUACAGAGCAGAAGGAUUGCCCAAAAUGAACUCCAGCAUCAUGGCAAAUGUCACCAAAGCAUUCAUGGGUGACAGCAAGGACCUGGUGGAUCCCUUUGUGGAGGUCUCCUUCGCCGGGCAGACGGGUCGCACCACAGUGCAGAAGAACUGUGCUGAUCCAAUUUGGCAUGAACAGGUGGUCUUCAAGGAAAUGUUCCCUCCCUUGUGUCGGAGGGUGAAAAUCCAGGUGUGGGAUGAAGGCAGCAUGAAUGACGUGGUGCUGGCAACCCAUUUUAUCGACCUGAAGACAAUCUGCAAUGAGCAGGAUGGAGAUAAAGGCUUCCUCCCGACCUUUGGACCUGCCUGGAUCAACCUGUACGGCUCCCCCAGGAACCACAGUCUGAUAGACGACUACCAGGAGCUGAACGAAGGCUCUGGGGAAGGAGUGUCAUUCAGGGGCAGGAUCCUGGUAGAAAUUGCUGUGGAAAUCCUCUCCGGAGGGGUCCAGGAGUCUAAAUUCUCCAAGGCCCUGAAGGACCUCAAGUUGACUUCCAAGGGCAAAGACUCCAGGUCAUCCAAAGGCUCCAGUAAGGACAAGGCUGACAAAGCUGAUGACGGAAAAGCCCAGCAGGCUUCGGACAAAACUAACUCUACCGAGGUCGAGGUGGAGUCCUUCGAAGUGCCCCCUGAGAUUAUACCAGAAAAGUAUGAGGAAUUUUUACUCUUCGGAGCAUUUUUUGAAGCUACCAUGAUUGACCGAAAGAUUGGAGAUAAACCCAUCAGCUUUGAAGUUUCUAUUGGUAAUUUUGGGAACCUGAUCGAUGGAGGGUCCCAUCAUGGGAAGAAGAAGAAAUCAGCGGAAGCAGUUGAGGAAGAUGCCCUUCCACUGCUGGAUGAAGGGGAAGCGGGUGCCGCUCACGAUGUUGCUGCCUCUAUGUCCACCACUCGCCCCGAGAAGCCUCUGGUGACAGAGGGGAACAGGAAUUACAACUACCUGCCAUUGGAGGCCAAGAAGCCCUGUGUGUCCUUUGUCAGUUCCUGGGGAGACCAGAUCUUCCGGCUGCACCGGUCUAACAUGCUGGAGAAGAUGGCAGACCUCCUGGAAGAAGGUAUAGAAGAAGUGAGAGAACUGAUCAAGAUUUCCGAGGAGGCACCGGAAGAGAAAAUGAAGGCUGUGCUCAAUGAUUUCAUCAGUCAAAGCAGUGCCUUUAUCUCUGAAGCAGAAAAAAAGCCCAAGUCACUCAACCAAACCACCUUAGAUAAGAAGCGACUCACACUCUGUUGGCAAGAGCUGGAGGCAAUGGCCAAGGAAGCCAAGGGGAUCACUCAGCAGCAGAAGAAAAAGUUCUCUCUUGAUGAAAUGAUCCAGGAAGCCCAGAACUUUGUGGGGAACAUCCGCUUUCUGGUUGAUGAGCCGCAGCACACUAUCCCUGACGUCUUCAUCUGGAUGCUGAGCAGCAACAAGAGAGUGGCCUACGCCCGCGUGGCCGCCAGGGACCUGCUCUACUCCCCCUCCAGGGAGCAGAUGGGCAAACACUGCGGGAAGAUCAAGACUCACUUCCUCAAACUCCCUGGGAAGCGUCCGGCUGGGUGGGCUGUGCAGGCCAAGGUCGAUGUGUACCUGUGGCUGGGCUCCACCAGAUUCGCCAGUGCCAUGUUGGACAACCUGCCAGCGGGCUACGAAGCAGAAAUGCCCUCCACAGCAGCUGGCCCUCCUUACGCCCCUUCCAAUCUGCUCUACCAAGCCCGACACAUCUUCCAGCUGCGGGCACACAUGUACCAGGCCCGCGGCCUCAUUGCCGCAGACAGCAACGGGCUUUCCGACCCCUUUGCCAAGGUCACAUUCCUGUCCCAGUGCCAGACCACAAAGAUCAUUUCCCAGACUCUGUCCCCGACCUGGAAUCAGAUGCUGCUGUUCAAUGAACUGGUACUGCAUGGGGACGAGAAGGAGCUGGCGGAGUCCCCACCACUCGUGGUGGUGGAGCUGUAUGACAGCGACGCAGUGGGGAAGCCGGAAUAUUUGGGCGCCACAGUGGCUGCCCCAGUUGUGACCCUGUGUGACCAGGACUAUGAGCCUCCCCAGCUGUGCUAUCACCCUAUCUUUUGUGGGACUCUCUCUGGAGGAGACCUCCUUGCUGUGUUCGAGCUGCUGCAGGUCCCUUCCACUGGGCUGCAAGCGCUCCCUCCCAUCGACCCGCCAGAUGUCACUCAGAUCUACCCAGUUCCUGCCAACAUCCGGCCAGUGCUGAGUAAAUACCGUGUGGAGGUCCUCUUCUGGGGAGUCAGAGAAAUGAAGAAGGUACAGCUCCUGUCCGUGGACCGGCCACAGGUUCUCAUCGAGUGUGGGGGACGAGGGGUGAAGUCCUGUGUGAUCCAGAGCUACAAGAACAACCCCAACUUCAGCGUCCAGGCAGAUACUUUUGAAGUGGAGCUGCCUGAGAAUGAGCUCCUGCACCCGCCGCUGAGCAUCUGUGUGGUGGACUGGAGAGCUUUUGGGAGGAGCACACUCGUGGGCACUUACACCAUCAACUGCUUGAAGCAGUUUCUGUGGAAACCCAGUGAGCCCCUGGCCUUGACUUCACAGAUGGAUGGAGCCCAAGCUGAGCCAGAUACUUCGGAUUCAUUAACACAGGAGGAGUCUCCUGAGCCCCCCAGUUCCUCCCAGGAUCCUCCCAAAGAUCAUAUCUAUGUGGACGUUGAGCCUCCUGCCACUGUGGUGCCCGACUCUGCCCAGGUUCAGGCUGCCAUCCUGGUUGACAUCCCUGAUUCAUCUCCGAUGCUGGAGUCUGAACACAAGUCUGCAGCCCAGGAGGUGCCUAAACAGGGACCAACCAAGGAUGUCAGGAAGCCUUCCCGGAGAUCUACUAAAAAGAAAAAGAGGACUAUAGUGGAUGAAUCUGCUGAAAAUGUCAUUGACUGGUGGUCUAAGUAUUAUGCUUCCCUGCAAAAAGCACAAAAGGAGGAGAGCAAUCCUAAGGAGAAAAAAGAAUAUACAGAGAGCAAACCAGAUGAGGUAGCAUUAGAAAUGGAAGAUGGCCCAAAGAAGAAAAAAGACAAAAUACUCAAGAAGAAACCCAAAGAUGGUGGGAAGGAUGGAAUCCCCAACCUGGCUGUCUUGAAGAUACUCGAUGGUGAUCUUGAGAGUGAAUUUAACAACUUUGAAGACUGGGUGAAAACUUUUGAGCUCUACAGAGGCAAAUCCAUGGAAGACGACCACAGUCUGGACGGGGACCGAGUCAUUGGGAAGUUUAAGGGCUCCUUCUGCAUCUACAAAAGCCUCGAGGAGUCUAGCUCUGAGGACAAGGGGCAGCUGAGAAUCCAGCAAGGGAUUCCACCAAAUCACCCUGUCCAGGUCCUGAUCAGGGUGUACAUUGUUGCGGCUUUUAAUCUUAGCCCAGCCGAUCCAGAUGGCAAAUCAGAUCCCUACAUUGUGCUCAGACUUGGCAAGACAGAAAUCAAAGACCGGGACAAAUACAUCCCCAAACAGCUGAACCCAGUAUUCGGAAGGUCAUUUGAGAUCCAAGCUACCUUCCCAAAGGAGUCCCUGCUCACCGUCCUGAUCUAUGACCAUGACAUGAUUGGGACAGAUGAUCUCAUUGGCGAGACCAAGAUUGACCUGGAGAAUCGCUUCUAUAGCAAACACCGAGCCAUCUGUGGCCUGCAGAGCCAGUAUGAAGUAGAAGGAUACAACGCCUGGAGGGACACAUCCAAACCCACAGAAAUUCUCACCAAGCUCUGCAAAGACAAUAAGCUGGAUGGACCCUACUUCAGGCCUGGGCAAAUACAGAUAGGAAGCAAGGUCUUUUCCGGAAAAACAGUCUUCACUGAAGAGGACACUGAAGAGACAGUGGAGUCUUAUGAGCACUUGGCCCUCAAGGUCUUACACUCCUGGGAGGAGGUUCCCGAGGUCGGAUGCAGGCUGGUUCCCGAGCACAUAGAAACUCGGCCGCUGUACCACAAGGAUAAGCCAGGAAUGGAACAGGGCCGACUUCAGAUGUGGGUGGACAUGUUCCCCAAGGACAUGCCUCAGCCAGGACCUCCUGUUGACAUUUCACCGAGGAAGCCCAAAGGGUAUGAGCUGAGGGUAAUCAUCUGGAACACUGAAGACGUCAUUUUAGAGGACGAGAACAUCUUCACAGGCCAAAAAUCAAGUGACAUUUAUGUUAAAGGGUGGUUAAAGGGUUUGGAAGAUGACAAGCAGGAGACAGACGUCCACUACAACUCGCUGACCGGAGAGGGCAACUUCAACUGGCGCUUCCUGUUUCCGUUCCAGUACCUCCCAGCUGAGAAGCAGAUGGUCAUCACCAAGCGGGAGAACAUCUUCUCCUUGGAGAAGACGGAGUGCAAGACGCCGGCGGUGCUGGUGCUCCAGGUUUGGGAUUUUGAAAGGCUGUCCUCGGAUGACUUCCUGGGCUCCCUGGAAAUGAACCUCAAUAAUUUCCCUCGAGCCGCCAAGUCUGCCAAAGCCUGUGAUCUCUCCAAGUUUGAAAAUGCAAGUGAAGACAGCAAGAUCUCUAUAUUCCAGCAAAAGCGCGUGCGUGGCUGGUGGCCUUUUGCUAAAAGCAAAGAGCUCACAGGCAAGGUAGAAGCAGAAUUCCACCUCGUUACAGCAGAAGAAGCUGAGAAAAGUCCUGUGGGGAAAGCUCGGAAGGAGCCCGAGCCCUUGGCCAAGCCCAACCGCCCGGACACUUCCUUCUCUUGGUUUGUGAAUCCCUUCAAAUGCCUGUACCACCUCAUCUGGAGGAAUUACAAGAAGUACAUCAUCAUCGGCUUCAUCCUCAUCAUCCUCAUCAUCUUCCUGGUCCUCUUCAUCUACACCAUGCCCGGGGCGAUCAGCCGAAGGAUUGUAGUGGGCUCCUAGGGAUUGUGGAGGACUGGACCGACCCUUUUCCCAGGCCCUGUCCACUUCCUGAGGGGGAGCAUCAGAGAACAAGAACUGCGAGAAGCACUAUGUGAGAGGACAGGCCUGGAGGACCCGAGGAUCCCCCCAUGUUGAAGGGAUGGUGGCUGUUCCUGGAGGGGGAGAAACAGUCUCUCCCUGCCCCAUCCCCUGCCUCCAUCUUUCCAGCUCCACGUGCCCCAGGCAGCAGGAAGUGAUGACUGCGCCAUCUUGGGACGACCAACCAUGACCUUAGAUGGACCUGAGAGAAAUUUUCUUUAUGUAAUUGGCUGUUUUGGGAGAAAUUUAACUCUGGAUCUGAGAUUUUAUUAGAAAUAUUUGCUUUUAAAUAAAAUUUUACUGCAAAAAGACUGAAAGUAUUUUAGCAAACUAUUAGACAUUUAACCCCUCUCGUCUACUUUAGCCUUAUUUAAUCCUUACAGUUUGUGGAACACAUGCACUUACUCAGGCUGUGAAAUCAGCUUGGAUAAAACAUCUACAAACCAUCUGAAAUACUUCAGUGUUGAAAUUCACAUUCCGAGACAAGAUGUUGCUUUUUAAAAAUUAAAACCAGUGGUUCUAGAAUGUGUUCAGUAGCAAUCAUGAGUUCAAAGAGAUUCAUUUUGAUGUAUGUUUCAUGCAAUUGCCAAAUGGUAAUUUUAUAAAUUGAUCUAAAACAUGUGAAGUGUAAGUGUGAGUAUAUGUGUGCUUGGGUGCAGGAGCUCCACGCAGCCCAUGGGAAUUCUCCUUCACCUGGUACCCAAGCCCCAACAACCCCCAAGUCCCUACAGCCCAGGAAAACCAUGCGUGUCCUUGGCACGGCUUGGCAUUUAGUGUGACAAAAGUGUGUGCCUGGUCUCAGAUGAGACUUCAGCACAAAGGAAUCUCAAAGCCAGUCUUGGAAAGAGUAACCUAGGCACUUGCAACCGAGGGCCUGUUUUCCUUGAAAGUAAACUUCCGAUUUUCAUCACAGUCUCCAUAUGCCACUUACCUAAGGCACAAAGGUGAUGGAAGGGGAUGAUUUUCUCAAAUAUAAUUUUAAAAACCCAGAAUUUGAGUACUUGGCCUCAAGUCCCAUGCAAAAUGUUUAACUUCAUACACAAACAAUUAUGUCAACCAUUUCUUUCUGUGACUAAAGGUCAUUUCUGGUGGGACUGAGGAAACCGGGUUGGGGUUCCCCCCCUUGACCCCAGAGGCACCAGGGCCAGCGUUCUGGUUUGUGUUUACUUUUUACAGCUUUGUGCGGUGUGACUCUCCUGAAGGAAAGUCUUUCCAUCUGCAUAAAAAGUCACUCAGAAUGUCCCUGCUCCAUCACAGAAAGACCAAAGCACGUUCUGUGUGACUGUGGACUUAGCUGGAAUUCUGGCCCCAGAUGCUCCCCCCAUUAGCAACUGAUGCACUCCGUCCCUGGAAUGCUGAAAAAUGGGGCACUGGGCGCAUGAAAGUAUUUUUCAGGGAGACUGGUUACAUCUGUGCGGUUCGUUCUCCCUGUGCAGACAUGUGCCAUCAGCACUCAUGAUGGCCAAAAACAUACAGUUAGAAAACUUUCUAUGACACAUGCUGAAAAAGUGAUAUACACAUACACAAAAAUGUCUGGAGCAGUGUGCCAGCGUUCAUCUGUACGUGAUUAUGUAACGUUUUCUCUUCCUUCUCUUAGAAGUUCAGCAAUAAGCAAGUGUGAAUUUCAGUGUAGAGCUAAAUAAGUAGGCAUGCUCACAGGUCAGUCUCAAAAAUGCUCUAAUGGGCUGGGCAGUGUGGUGGCAGUGGAGAUAGGAUGCACCCUGUAACCAGGACUUUGCUUCGUGGCAGUGGUCCAAGAUAUUAUUUUAUCUUCAAGUUACGGGUACAAGAUAUGGAAUGUGUUUCAUGGCUGAAGCUUUUAAAAGCACAUAUAUUUCUGGUAUUGUUAAAAAGUAAAAGAACAGCAUUAAUUUAGUAUAAAUUUGGAAGUAAGAUGCUAUCUUUCUCCCGGGUUCUGAAAGAAAAAUGACAGAUAAACUCCAAAUGAGACAGUGCACAGAUUCAAACCCACAAUUCAGCAGCCCAAGGCUGGCAGCCGUUCUCAGUGAGACAGAGCUCUCUAACUUUCCUCUGAUGGCACACAAUGUCCAAGUAACAAAAGGCUCAUCAGCAGGAGCGUUUGAGACACUCUUGGAUGAGAUGCCCUCAUAAAAAGUAAGUGAGAAGCAGGAAGGGUGGUUUUGGAAGCAGCCACGUCUGUCUGGUAUGCUAUACAUAGAGUGUCGCAUAUGGCCUGUCCUGUGUCCAAAAACCUUGAUAAAUAAAAUAAUUCUCCAUGCUUAAUCAUGCAGGCCUGUGCCUAAAAAUGUUACAGUAAGAAUGGGCGGGCUGGAAUGGGAGAGCCUGUUUUCCAAGAAGUUGUCAGGAGCUCAAUUUGUGUUCUUAAAUAAAAUACAUUUAUUCACUUGA
This is a messenger RNA of Cavia porcellus (domestic guinea pig), 8085 nucleotides long. It is a transcript of the gene Fer1l6, whose product is annotated as fer-1 like family member 6. The transcript has 41 exons. Bases 19 to 5637 code for a protein of 1872 amino acids. Gene Ontology annotation, biological process: plasma membrane organization. NCBI's taxonomy places the organism in Eukaryota, Metazoa, Chordata, Mammalia, Rodentia, Caviidae. Gene Ontology annotation, cellular component: membrane. The record is from RefSeq and is a predicted model, not a curated record.